Trematosphaeria pertusa is the source of this 378-nucleotide messenger RNA. RefSeq lists its product as uncharacterized. The transcript has a single exon. The record is from RefSeq and is a predicted model, not a curated record. Lineage: Eukaryota; Fungi; Ascomycota; Dothideomycetes; Pleosporales; Trematosphaeriaceae. Bases 1 to 378 code for a protein of 125 amino acids.
AUGUCUUCCUCACGACAUCACAUUCCCUUCCCCAGGAACUUCCUCUCCCUCAACACACCUCUCAAGAAACCCGCACCAAGCACGAUGGACGCCGUCGUCGCGUCUCCCGAGUCCGAGGUUCCGAACACCUUCCUCUCCAACCGAGCACACCACGUUCCACGCCAAGCCUCCGUCUCCAGCGUCAGCAGUGUCGAGACCGUCGACGGCGCGGCACCCGUCUCCCCCACCAGCAGCGAGUCUGCUCCGAGUCCUGAGUUCAAGCCAGCGCUCCCGGCUUUCCAGCCCUUGGCGCUCAACACCAAGUAUGCGGCUCCGCCUGCCACCGCCAAGGACAUGAGCGGGGAUAAGGGCGGCCCUUUCCUUUCGAACAGGGCCUAA